CCUACUGACGUCAUCUCUGUUUACAAACUCUAACCUAACCCGGAAACAACAGACGUGAAGCCGCCACAGAAAAACCACAGACGUGAACUUGUACAUUCCCGAUGGAGAUGUCGUAUCAGUCCAUGAAGAUCGCGCAUCAAGCUCGAGAGGCGGAAGAUCUGCGGACGGCGAUGAGGAGGAAGAGUCUACUCAUCCUCAUCUACCACCACCUGCUGGGGCAAGGCUACAUGGAAGCAGCAGCGGCCUUGGACCAAGAGACGAAUGGAGAUGCGAGGAAGUUCGAGGUCUGCGACAACAUCGAUCUGGAGAUGGUGCUGAUGGAGUACGAGAGUUAUCACUACGUCAAGUUCCAGAAAAAUCCCAAACUUAUCAGAAGGACAGCGGAACCAGUUGAAAACAGAUUUGUUAAAAGUGGUGGAGUAAAGAGGAGUCCGUGUUCAGCUGGGAAGCGUCUUCCAAAAAUCAACCCAUCCAAGAGACCAGAGUCUGGAAACGGAGCCAAGAAGACAACCACCAGUGAGAAUGGCUCCUCUGUUCCUCCAGAGAUUUCAGACUUUGGUCUCAAUGUUUCGUCCAUCAGAAGUGGACCAGCAGGGGACGUAGCGGGGGACGUAGCCAUGAACAGAAAGGAACGGCUGCUGAAGCCGCUCAGUGGCUUCUCAGGAAUGAACAGAGAGAUGUCUGAACUGGCUGAAAUCAUCAGCAGGGACAUCUAUUUGCACAGCCCCAACGUGCGCUGGGAGGACAUCAUCGGCCUGGAGGAUGCCAAGCGAUUAGUCAAAGAGGCCGUCGUCUAUCCCAUUAAGUACCCCGAGCUAUUCACAGGCAUCCUGUCUCCGUGGAAGGGCUUGCUGCUGUACGGCCCCCCAGGGACAGGUAAGACCCUGCUGGCCAAGGCCGUGGCCACAGAGUGCAAGACGACCUUCUUCAACAUCUCGGCCUCCAGCAUCGUCAGCAAGUGGAGGGGAGACUCUGAGAAACUGGUCAGGGUCCUGUUUCUGCUGGCCAGGUACCACGCCCCCUCCACCAUCUUCCUGGACGAGCUGGAGUCAGUGAUGGGGCAGAGAGGAGCCAGCACAGGAGGAGAGCAUGAGAGCAGCAGCAGGAUGAAGACGGAGCUGCUGGUUCAGAUGGACGGACUCGUGAGAUCAGAGGAACUGGUGUUCGUACUGGCUGCCUCCAACCUACCUUGGGACCUGGACCACGCCGUGCUGAGGAGGUUGGAGAAGAGGAUUCUCGUGGGUCUUCCCUCCUCAGCAGCACGCCAGGCCAUGACCUCUCAUUGGCUGCCGCCUCUCACCUCCACAAGGGGAGUGGAGCUACGCACUGAGUUGGACUACGAAACCCUGGCAAAGGACAUGGAGGGCUACUCGGGCUCUGAUAUCAGAUUGGUGUGUAAGGAGGCUGCCAUGAGACCAGUUCGCAAGAUCUUUGAUGUUCUGGAGGCACAUCAGCAUGAAGACGCCCACCUGCCCACCAUCAAGCUGGAAACCGUGACGACGGCUGACUUCUUAGAAGUCAUCGCACACUCCAAACCCUCAGCCCGAAACCUGACGGACAGAUACACAGCCUGGGAGAGAGAGUACGAGUCUCUCUGACGCUCUAACAACGGUUACUGCUGCAAGAGACGUACCAGUGAAGUCCUCCAGUGCGCUGUCCUCCACCAGCAGCAGCGGCCGGUGUUGUUUCCGCUCCAGCAGACUCCUCGCUGCACUCAGAGACGUAAAGAUUUCCUUUUCCUGCAGAGUUUUCAAAGUUAAAAUCAGCAAAGAAACCACAUUUACAGUGAACAAAAUUAACACUUAUUUCCUCUAAAUUUCUCGAUCAUUACAGUAAAAGCAUCUGCACUAAAUUGAAUGACUUUGGUUGUUUCACCUGAAGGUUGAAUUUGAGGCGUUGCAAUCGUUCCAGUAAGCUCCUCUUACUCUCCUUAGUGGUGUUGGUCACAAACUUCACCGCUACAGACGCCUGACGUAACCUGACAACACAAACACACAAACCAAUGAUCAAUCUAAUGUGACCACAUAACACUGGACAAUUUGUGAUCUUCAAAAGAGACAGAGAAACGCUGUCAGUGGUUUUUAGUCCCUGAUCUUAAGGACCCAGAUUUAGUUUCCAUUCAUGCAGUAACAUUCAAACAGUCCCUGGUCUGGAGGCUGUUUCUUGCCUGUUCAGUGCUUCCUGUGCCCCAGGUACCGCUGUGUCCUCGAUGUGCAGAGUUCCACUCAGGUCAAUGAGCACGGCCUUCAGAGCUCGUCUGCCCGACAUGUUUCCUGCAGGAGAAACGUUUUGUUUCAUGCUUUUCACCUGUAUUUGCUCUGGUUCCUGACUUUAGUUCAACCAAACACAAAAAGGACAUUUUCACCAGGUUUCUGCAGCUUCACCUGCUCAAGCUGUUUGAUGAGAGCUGCUUCUACUGCAGUCUCUGAUUAUGAUUUCAUAAAACCCCUCAAUAUGUCCAAGAUCCGCUGUAAAUGGAGCUUUACUCCGUUUAAAAAAAAGCUUAUUCUCUCAAAAAUAAUGUGUCAUUUUAGAGAUUAUGCGUUCCUAAUCAUAAUUUUGCAUCGGUAGUGGCCGAACUGAUCAGAUUACUGCGUUAUUCAAACCUGCAUCGGGACGAACUGAGAGGAUUAUUGACCGGUUUGUCUCAAGUAUUUAUGGUUUCCUGCCUAGAAUACAGAUUUUCGGAUUGUGUUUUAUUGGAAUGUGAUUUCAGACUGUGAUCCCCUUUUAUUUAGACAUGCUUGGAUUUCUGUCAUGUAGUUAUCAAUGGGAGGGUACAAUUAAUGCUCUUAAUGCCCACCCGGCACAGCUUAAACACACACACACACACACACGUUUCUAUUACUUGUAUUUAGCUGAACUGAUAACAGGAAACUGUGAGAAGGGCCAAGCGGAGUAAAAGCUUAUUUCUGAGCAUCGCAGCAGUUAAAGGAAACUGGGGCUGUAACAAGCUAUUUCUACUUUAUUCAUUCAGGUGGUCCCAGUGAAUUAUGAUCAGAUGAAAACUGUCGGAAAACCUGCAAAGACAAUAGAUGUGUGAAAUAGAUUUUCAACCAGUUAGACAGAACCGCCCACGUUGUAAUAAUAUUCAAUACUAUACAGCGACCAUGGGUUGUGUGAAUAAGCAUAACAUUUAGUUGAUAUCCUACAAUAAAUCCCAAAUAUUUUCAAUAUAUUGAGUAGGUUUUGUAGGAAAUCUUUAAAAGACAGUAAUUUAGGUCUUUAUCACAGCAUCAUAACAAAUGACAGAGGAAGCCUCCAUUUCAUUCAAGUGUUAUUUAGCUCAGGCCCUGGAUCAUGCAGCUUUUGUUAAAGUUAUGAUUCUACUCCAGAGGUUUUCCUACAUCACAAGUCAAAUAUCUGCUCUGAAAGUUAAAGCACAAUAAUCAAGGUAUUAAUUUUCAUAUUUUCCUCAUUCACUGGAUCUAGACUCAGGUGUAUUUGCUGUGUUUUCAUCCAUUUCUACAGCAUCUCUGUUACAUUCCUGUAAAUAAACCAUGUAAAUAAACUCUC
Messenger RNA from Hippoglossus stenolepis (Pacific halibut), 3516 nucleotides. It is a transcript of the gene katnal2, whose product is annotated as katanin p60 subunit A-like 2. The coding region runs from base 102 to 1598 and encodes 498 amino acids. The record is from RefSeq and is a predicted model, not a curated record. The transcript has 16 exons. NCBI's taxonomy places the organism in Eukaryota, Metazoa, Chordata, Actinopteri, Pleuronectiformes, Pleuronectidae. Gene Ontology annotation, molecular function: ATP binding; ATP hydrolysis activity; protein binding.